AUGACAUUUCCAUUUUGGUUGAAAGAUUUGGAAGAAAUCGAAAAGAAUCCAAUAAAAGUGAUACUUCCGGCCAACUCAUUCGUCCUAUUCAUGGGUCAUCUGAUUCAACACAGCCAUUCAAACAAACACGAACAUUCCUCGAGAAGGAGGAAAAAUGAGGACACGCGAGCACAUUUGGAAAUUAUUAAGUCCUCAAAUCCCUUGCAUCCGAAGGGCUGUGACAUGACACCUCUCCACACCAGUGAUCCAUUACGGAAUAAUGAAAAAUAA
Messenger RNA from Acaulospora morrowiae, 270 nucleotides. NCBI's taxonomy places the organism in Eukaryota, Fungi, Glomeromycota, Glomeromycetes, Diversisporales, Acaulosporaceae. The record is from the annotation of a GenBank genome assembly.